CCAACAGGGAGGGGAAAGAGAGAAGGACAGGACCCAGAUACAAUGUAACAGUCUGUCUGCAGGCGCCAUGGACUUCAGGUUGUCUUCUCUACUUCUCCUCUUUGUGCAACUCAACAUUGUAACUUGUGGGGUCUUUCCAGAGCCGGACCAGAGUCUCAGGGUCCCUCAAGGGUGGCUGCCUGCAGGGCGCCUCUCCAGCAACGACUCCAUUGUCCUGACCUUUGCUCUGAAGCAGCAGAAUGUAGAUAAGUUGGAGGAUCUGGUGAGGAGAGUGUCCGAUCCUGACUCCCCCCAUUAUGGUCAGUUCCUGUCCCUGGAGACUCUCCAGUCCCUUGUGCAGCCAUCAGCCGAUACCCUAAGGACAGUGAAGACCUGGCUGGAGAAGCACGAAAUCCUAAACUGUGAUAGCAUUGUGACUGGAGACUUCUUGCAGUGCCAAACAGAUGCCAGAUCCGCAGAGAAGCUGCUGCCCGGAUCCCAAUUUAUCCGAUACGUGAAGGGGGAGAAAAGUGUCAUCAGAUCUAGUUCCUUGUACUCGCUGGAUCCCAAUGUGGCGGCACACAUUGACUUUGUUGGGGGACUUCACCGCUUUCCACAAGAUCAGAAAGUACUGAGACGAGUGAAGGGCAAGCAGGAUGAAGUGGCUGCUGAAUUUCACUUGGGAGUCACCCCAUCCAUUUUACGUCAAAGAUACAACCUGUCCACCAGUGAUAUCGGGACACAUCCGAACAACAGCCAGGCCUGUGCUCAGUUUUUAGAGCAGUAUUUCCAUCCUGAUGACCUCUCGGAGUUCAUGAGCCUGUUUGGAAGAAGUUUUGAACAUCGCUUGGAGGUGGAUCAUGUUGUUGGCCAGCAGGGAGGAGGACGGGCUGGUCUAGAGGCCAGCUUGGAUGUUGAGUACAUCAUGAGUAUGGGUGCCAACAUUUCAACCUGGGUGUUCAGCAAUCCCGGCCGCCACGAGUCUCAGGAGCCCUUCCUAGACUGGAUGUUAUUGUUGAGUAACAUGUCCUCUGUCCCUUGGGUCCAUACUAUCAGUUAUGGUGAUGAUGAAGACAGUCUGUCUGUGGCUUUUAUGCAAAGAAUCAACGUGGAGUUCAUGAAGGCAGCUGCUCGGGGCCUCACAAUCCUGUUUGCAUCAGGUGAUGAUGGAGCCGGUUGCAGACAAAUUUCCAAAGACAGAAAUGUCUUCCGUCCUAGUUUCCCAGCCUCCAGCCCUUAUGUGACUACGGUUGGUGGGACUUCUUUUAAGAAUCCAUUCCAGGUUACAUAUGAAGUGACAGAUUACAUCAGUGGGGGAGGAUUCAGCAAUGUUUUUCCAAUGCCUGACUACCAGGUUUCUGCAGUAUCAAAGUAUUUCACAUCCUCAGUGAAGAUGCCACCAGAGAGUUACUACAACGGCAGCGGACGGGCCUAUCCUGAUGUGGCAGCUCUGUCUGAUAACUACUGGGUGGUGACAAAUCGUGUCCCGAUCCCUUGGGUGUCAGGAACCUCAGCUUCCACUCCUGUGUUCGGUGGGAUUCUUUCUCUAAUUAACGACCAGCGGAUAAAGAGAGGUCUCUCGCCUUUGGGUUUCCUAAAUCCAGCACUGUAUCGUCUACAUGGGAAUGGCACCGGUGCUUUGUAUGAUGUCACAGAAGGAUGCCACAUCGCUUGCUUCGAUGACCAGGUUCUAGCACAAGGAUUCUGUGCAGCACCCAACUGGGACCCAGUGACUGGCUGGGGGACACCGAACUAUCCGGAACUACUGAAGUCAUUACUGUGAUAUCACUUCUAGAGCUACGGCCUCCAGGUGGACGCCUGACAAUCAAACUACUGAAAAAAAUUGGCCAGAAAUGAUAAUUGAUAAUUGUGUGUCUGUGGCAUUGUGUCUUCAGUACCUGUCCUGGUGGCGUGGCCUUUGGUGGAGUGAGGCGAUUUGUGAGAUGAGCGGCCGAGUCUGGUUAAUCGUUCAUGAGGGAUCUCUACAUACAAGCAGAGAACAAAUAACUGGGUCCUCGCUAAGCAGUAGGGUGCUACAUAAAUUAUUCCACACCAGUCAAAGUAAUUCUCCUACAAAACAACCCUCACACCCUGACUGAGGUGUGUGACCCCCUCCACCCAUGCCUAAUGGGGUAACGCACCCCAUCCGUGUCACCAUUCUCUUCCGUUACCGCCUCUGUAGUUCCCUAUGUCCACCCGAGUGAUACUAUUGAGAUACCUCCCUUAUAACGCACCUGCUACUCCGCCCUAGAAGCCCAGACUCUGCAAGCCCCAGUCUCCUCUCUGCACCUCCAUAUACUCAGAGGAGUUCCCGGAGUCACUUUGAGCUUUAUCUUGAUCUCAGGGAGUGCAGAUAUGCACAUCAUUGCGGUUCUUUAGUCUGUUGAUUGUAGAUAUUAUACUUUCCACAUUUCUGCUGAUCCAGGAUACCAGAGGGAACACAGUCAUGAAACCCUGACUAUGAGCCCAUGGAUAGGAGGAGGCCGGCCAGGAUUUGUGGUCUGCAUUCGAGGAUUUGUAUAUCUCAUACUGUUAUAUUAGCCACAACACGUGUACCAGCCAGUCCUUACUGCACGGCCUUCGUCACCAUCACUACUAACAGGACUUAUUGUAGAGGCCUGAAGAUGCCACAGGAAAUGCCGGCCCUCAAGGCUUUGACUUCUUUGCUUUUUUUGGAUUUGAGUCUAAUAAAUUUUUCGCUUUCUUA
Bufo gargarizans (Asiatic toad) is the source of this 2686-nucleotide messenger RNA. It is a transcript of the gene TPP1, whose product is annotated as tripeptidyl peptidase 1. Lineage: Eukaryota; Metazoa; Chordata; Amphibia; Anura; Bufonidae. Bases 68 to 1762 code for a protein of 564 amino acids. Gene Ontology annotation, molecular function: tripeptidyl-peptidase activity; serine-type endopeptidase activity. Gene Ontology annotation, biological process: central nervous system development; proteolysis. The transcript is spliced from 13 exons. The record is from RefSeq and is a predicted model, not a curated record.